This is a messenger RNA of Scleropages formosus (Asian bonytongue), 4195 nucleotides long. It is a transcript of the gene brinp2, whose product is annotated as bone morphogenetic protein/retinoic acid inducible neural-specific 2. Lineage: Eukaryota; Metazoa; Chordata; Actinopteri; Osteoglossiformes; Osteoglossidae. The transcript is spliced from 8 exons. Gene Ontology annotation, biological process: negative regulation of mitotic cell cycle; positive regulation of neuron differentiation; cellular response to retinoic acid. Gene Ontology annotation, cellular component: cytoplasm; neuronal cell body; dendrite. The coding region runs from base 833 to 3157 and encodes 774 amino acids. The record is from RefSeq and is a predicted model, not a curated record.
CACAGAGCAGCCGAGGGAUCGGGAUCCUGACAGCCGGGCGGAGGCGGCGGCGGCGGCGGCGGAGCUGCUCUCCAGUGCACGGCGUGACAGUGAACGAUGACUGUAGCAUGGACAUCUGUAGUCCUGGAUCUCUGGCACACACACGGAGACGGCUCACUGCUCUAGAGGCAGGUGAGGCUGCUCCGCUAAAUGGCUAAGUACCCAGGGGGGGCUCCGUGGAAGAGCAGAGCUCGAGCCCCGCUUUCCUCGGAUGUAUCGCCCUCCCCCUGAGUGAGGGGGACACCUGCAGCCCGGAAUAACGCACCUACAAUGAAGAGCUGCGCUCUUAACUCCUCCUCAUCUCCUGCCGCCUUCUUUUUGGCUCCAUCCUGAACUCCGGGUUUGAAUUUCCUGGCUUGAUUUGGGUCACGACCCUUUUUUCCCCCCCUGCAGUUUUUUUUUUUUUUUUUUUCCUCUUGCAAAUUAAAACUGGGACUAAAUCUCAAAGGGUAACUUAAGGACUUUGCUGUGGCUUCUUCUUAGGGGAUUCGAGCCACAGUGGUGCCGUAGCCAGGUGUGUGCUUGGUCCAGGUUGCUGGGAGGAUGUGGACAAUGUGCGGAUUAUCCCGCAGCCGGCCGUGUGGCUCAGCCCCGGGCAGCAGCGAGUGAAGGGGAGCUGGUGGGUAGGGCACCUAGGUGCAUUCCUCCGGCGUGGAGAUCACCCCGUGAAAGGCUUCCCACUAACACACACAAGCCUCUGGGACAAGCGGAGCACGGACUGCCAGACCCUCUGUACACUCUGGGUCUGAAGGGAUCGGUAGAAGAAUGCUGGUUCCGGGUAUCCGAGGGAAAGAUGGCAUUGCGUUGGCAGAGUGUCGCAGCUGUUAGAUGGUUGCUAUUGAUGCUCCUAUGGCAGUGGACACUGUUGGGCCACCUGGGGUGGGUUCUGGUUCUGGCCACAACACCGGAUCAGAAGCCUUCCUCUGCCUCUGGAGUAGGCCGGUCCAGUGGCCAACUGGACUGGUUGCUGUCUGACAAGGGUCCUUUCCACCGCUGCCCUGAGUACACAGAGUUCAAGGAGCGCUAUCAACAAGGCUUCUCCACUCGCUACAAGAUCUACCGGGAAUUUAGCCACUGGAAAGUGAACAGUUUGGCAACAGAGAAGAGGGAUUUCUUCAAGGCCCCCUUGCCGUUGGCGCCAGAAUUCUUCCGCAACCUGAGGCUCCUGGGCCGCAGGCCAAGUCUGCAGCAAAUCAAUGAGAACCUGAUCAAGAAAUAUGGGACCCACUUCCUGGUGUCAGCCACUCUGGGAGGAGAAGAAUCUCUCACAAUAUUCCUGGACAAGCAGAAGCUCAGCAAGAAGUCAGAGAGCAAUGGGAAUAACUCGAUGGUGUCCUUGGAAAUUUUACACCAGUUAGCAGCAUCCUACUUCACUGACCGGGAGAGCACACUGAGGAGGCUGCACCACCUGCAGAUAGCCACUUCUGCAAUAAAGGUUACAGAAACCAGAACUGGGCCGCUUGGAUGCAGUAACUAUGACAGUCUGGAUUCCGUCAGCUCUGUCUUGGUACACAGCCCUGAGAACAAAAUCCACUUAAAAGGUCUGCAGGAUGUGCUCCCGGAGUUCCUGCGCAGCCGCUUCGUGGAGGCGGCCCUCAGCUACGUGGCCUGCAACUCCGAGGGGGAGUUCCUGUGUCGCAACAACGACUGCUGGUGCCGCUGUUCUACCAAGUUCCCGGACUGCAACUGUCCCUUUGCCGACAUCAGGGUGAUGGAGGACAACUUGCGCCACAGCAAGGAGUCCUGGACCAGCUUCAACAGAGAGUUCCAGGAGUCAGAUGAGUUCAAGUCCUUCCUUAAGAGGCUGCCCACUGAUCGCUUUUUAAAUACGUCAGUGAUCCUCAAGCUGUGGAAUGCAGAUUCGGUUCUUCAGCGUCGCUAUGGGCAACUGGAGGCUAACACCAGACAGCUCCUGAAGAAGGCGCAGAAGAUUGUGAGGAAGCUAUUUACCCUGAGCAAACGCUGCCCCAAACAGCCUGUAAUUAGCCUCCCGAGAGAAAGACCACUAGGCUUCUGGCUGAGUCGCACUCAAUCCCUCCUGUACUGCAGCGAGCAUGGUGGGGUAGGUACCUUUUUGGAGGAGAACCACAGCUGCACUUGCUCCUCAGAGCAUGCAACUUGCCAGGGAACGGUGCCCUGCUCACUGGCUGAAGAGAUGGCCUGCGCCUCAUGUGCGCCAGACAACAUCACCCGCUGUGGCACUUGCCACGUGGGCUACGUGCUCCACCUCGGCACCUGCCGCCCCGACAUCGCCGGGUCACUGGAUCAUUACAUCAUCUUUGACUAUGACAUGCCUGAUGUAGAGGCCAGGUACCUGCUGCAGCGCCUGGACAGCCGCAUGGAGGUGCAUGCAAUCUACAUCAGCAAUGACGUGCGCCUUGGCAGCUGGUUCAACCCUUCCUGGAGGAAGCGCAUGCUGCUCACGCUCAAGAGCAACAAGAACAAAUCAAACCUUAUCCACAUGCUUCUGGGGAUUUCCUUCCAGAUAUGCUCCACCAAAAACAGCACCCUGGAGCCUGUACCUGCCAUUUAUGUCAACCCCUUUGGGGGCAGUCACUCUGAGAGCUGGUUCAUGCCAGUCAACCAACAGGACUUCCCCAACUGGGAAAGAACUAAACUGGAUGCCUCUCUCCAGUGCUACAACUGGACGCUUAUGCUGGGAAACAAGUGGAAGUCCUUCUUUGAAACAGUGCACAUUUAUCUGCGCAGCCGUAUUGUGACUGACGACCCCACCGUAAAUGAGACUAUCUUUUACGAGCCGCUGGACCUGGACGACCGCUCCGCCAACCUGGGAUACAUGAAGAUCAACAGCCUGAAGGUGUUUGGUUAUAGCAUGCACUUUGACCCAGAAGGGAUCAAAGACCUGAUCAUGCAGCUGGACUAUCCAUAUACCCAGGGCUCGCAGAACUCAGCCAUGCUCAUGUUGCUGGAGAUGCGUGACCGCGUCAACCGGCUCACGCCACCAGGCCCUCAGCGUCUGGACCUGUUCUCUUGCCUGCUACGCCACAGGCUCAAGCUCUCCACCAGCGAGGUGGUACGGAUUCGAGACUCCCUGCGUAUGUUCAGCACCAAACUGCCUAAUUCCUCAGAGGAAGAACUAGGUCAGUUGUGCAGCUAGCCUGCCAGUUCUCACCACUCAUGUCCUCUGUCAGAGCUGGCUCUACGAGCAGCAAACAAGCUGAGACUUUGGCACACGUGAAACUUCUGGCACACGUACGUCAUUCCGAGACAUGAGCACAUGAGCAUGUGACCACACAACUGGGACCACUGUGGUACAUGCUGUGUCUAAAGGGAAUCAGAAAUUGGGACAGAUUGCAGACUCUUAAUUACAAAUAAAGUAAAAUAAAAUAAAAUAAAUAACUGGGUUCCAUUUAAACCACAGUUCAUUGAAGAAUGUUUCGUCUUUCAAAAGUUUGCUUCCAACAAGUAGUGAAAAAUAGCUUGAAUAUCAAUAUCUAAACCUGGAAGACGUUCCAAGACGAUCAGUCAGUUAUUAAGCAAGUUUGAAGUUACAAGGCAGAAACUUGGUUUUACACAUAGAAGGCAACACACAAGGCAGUUUAACUGAUAUUUCACAAAGUUCAAGGCUGUAUUUGGUGAUAGUACAAUUAAAUUUGAACGUGAACCUAGAAAUAGCACUGGGUCAGUCUUGUUAUUACAUUACAAGCUUAAAUGUGCAAUGUACUUAAGCUAUCUCUUGUCAUCUUUUAAUCUUUGGAAUCGCUACUUUUUUCAAUUUUAUUUUCGAUGUUUAAAAGAAACAUUUUAUUUAUGAUGGUUUUAUUGCUUGGACCGUUAUUGCAUUCAGAUGUACAUUAGAAACCAAAAGAAGGUUAACGUUGGGCCGUGGUAUAUGGCAAAAUGUCUGUUCACCAUUUUAAUCUUUCUCUUACAGCCAGAUAAUCUAGGAAUAAUAUAAUAUGACAGCAAAAAUUAUUUUCUGGAUUAUUCUGUACAUACUGCUUCACCUUAUUAUCAUAGAUACUUCAAAAUGAUUAUGGUCAAAUACUGAGUUUCCUCAAGUUCAAAUGCCAAAAACAUUUUUAAGGAACAUCAAAUGCCUUAUAAAGUAGAGUCAGUUACCUUCUUGUCAUGAAGCACGCUUUGUCAGUAGUGUAUUUCUUCGGUGGCAUCAAAAGCCCAUCAACAUCUUAUU